UGUUAUGUAUUAUUAUUUGAACAUCGAGGGAGAAACCUGCGUGCGGGCCUCAACGGCUCCGCCUCCCCGCGCUCCUCCCGCCACCCGCCGAUCAUAUGUUCGACGGCCGGCGCACACCACACUGGCCGCUCAGCCGCUCACUGCGACUCGGGCUCUCGUCGCUGUCGCAUUGAAUUGUAGCCUAGCUUCACACCGCCGCUCACGCACGAUCAGCUGUUCACGCACUCAGUCUGUCAACACCGCGAGACCAACCGUCAAUAAGCCGCAGUGCGGUGUGAGAUGGAGCUCCUGUGCGCGGAGCGUGUGAGCAGUAGCAGCAGCGAAGGCCCGUCGCGAGCUGCGCCGGCGCCGGCGGCUGCACACGACCCGGUGCUGCUGCGGCGGCGCGUGCUGGACAACCUCCUGCGCACUGAGGAGCGCUACGCCGUCACCGCCAACUACUUCGACACCGUGCAGCAUGAGAUCACGCCCCACAUGCGACGCCUGGUCACCGAGUGGAUGCUAGAGGUGUGUGAAGACCAAAAUUGCCAAGACGAGGUGUUUCCCUUGGCUGUGUCAUACCUCGACCGGUUCCUUAGCGUGUGUAGGGUGGGGAAGAGUCAAGUUCAGCUGCUAGGCACGACAUGCCUGCUUCUAGCCUCCAAGUUAAGAGAACCCGGGUCGAGAUGUCUUGGAGCAGACCUCCUGAUCUUCUACACGGCCAACAGUAUCACUCUAGCAGACCUUUGUCAUUGGGAGCUGCUGGUGUUGUCGAAGUUGAAGUGGGACGUGGCCGGCGUGACGGCACACGACUUCUUGCCGCUGCUGCUGUCGCGGCUGCCCCUGCGGGGGUUGGUGGAUACACACAUGGUGCAGAGGCACGCGCAGACCUUCAUCUCUCUAGCAGCUAACGAUUUUACGUUCACACUGCAGUCUGCAAGCACGCUGGCGGCGUGCGCCGUGGCGGCUGCGCUUCGCGGGCUCGGCCUGGAUGGCCAGCUGCAGCGGCUCCAUGAACUCACGCGCAUAGACUUGGACUGCCUCCAAACAUGCCUGGAACAAGUCGAGCAGAUGGUCAACAAUAUGAUUGAGGAGCGCGGUUUCUCCGACCCAAACGGCCAGCGCAAGGAGGCGGCAGGCUGGACCCCCCCUCCGCAGGACAAAGUGCACAGUAACGCCGCCACCCCCACCGACGUCCGAGACGUACACUUCUGAGCAUUUGUGCAGUGUCCGAACUAUUCCUUGAAAAUGCUUUAAUUACGGUGCAGUACGAAAAUACUUUAAACUAGAACAUUUAGUUAAACGUGCAUCCGUGAUAAAACUACAAAGACUGAAAAAUACGUGUCUAAAGUAGUUAACUACUUCUUGAGUACGUAGUAUAAGCCCGAAUAUGGAUAAGUCCUACAGUAAAUUUAAUGUACGGUGAAGAUAACUUGAGAUAAGAUUUAAAGCAACUGAACUUACAAUGUUGCGCCAAUCUAAUAUUGCCUAUUUUAUAGAAACAAAGUUGUCUUCUUUCGAAAAAAUUAAUUGCGCGACAUCCUUUUUUAUCUUGUUUUCAUUUUUAUUGUUUAAUUUGAAUCGAAGUUAUCUUGACCGAAACCAACACAUGUAUACCACCAGCGCCGGAGCGACCACAGAAACUUUCUCUGGACACGCCGGCAGUUCUAGUUUACGCGGUUCUAGAAAUUACAAUCUACCUCUUAAUCAUAUAAGAAAUAUAAUUCAGUUCCACUUUUUAAGUGGCCGUUAUACCUAUAUACCUUGUUGUUAAUAAAAUAUUAUAUCCCAUUUACAAAUUCAAAUUGCAGUUAAGUAACACCUAGGACCACAAGGGACCAAAGUUAGUUCUUUUACAAUGAUUUCCCUAUUGACAAUAAACUGAAAUUUUGUUAUUUUCGUAUUUUAUAAUGAUUAUUUUUAGUGAUGAUAGCAGGACAUUAUCAUUUUUAGUUGACUGAAUUCCUAAUCAUAACAUUAUUUUAGGGCAAAACAAAUUGACAUGAAAUCAAGUUUCGAAUCACAUUCUACCUUUUGAGAAGAAUAUUUCAUAAAAUAUCAACAUUCGCAAAUAAAUUUAGAUAUAAACUUAUUGAUUCAGAUUCAAUUUAUAUCUGGGGAAGGCAAUAAAUUACGCUUUUACUUGUAAAAAUACAACUAACAUUAUGUUCGCAUGUUUACGUGCUACAGAGCUAGCUAUAAUUAAUUUUCCUUCUCGUUUAUAUCCACAUAUGACUACCAACAUGUAUCUACAUACCUACAAAUAUUAUAUUUUUGAGUAUCUGCUUAUUUUCAAUUUUAUGAUUAGGUAAACUUAUUUAUUCCUUUUUGAAAAAAAUACCAAGAAUAGGUUUUAACAUUUUGUGAUAGUGUAAAAAUGUUGUUCGAACUUCGUAUCAUAGUCACUUCCAGUCAUAAUAUGUUAAUUUAGAAGUAACUAUGUUAAGAUUUCUUUGAGUUAAUACUAGGAAAAAUUAUAAAAAAAAUGUGAUUGUAUUGGAUAAGACAUUUAAGAUAGUAUUUAGUCAUAAAAUUCAUUAUCGUUCCUAUAUUUGCAACCAUUGGAAUUGUAAUAUGCAAUAGUCAUGUUCCGUUACUUUGUACUUAAACCAGUUUGUAUAAAUUUCGAGUUCAUUUUAAUAAAUUGUGAUAUAAUUUCAUUUCUAAGUACCUAAUGCUUUUAUAUACUUUAAGUACAGAGGGCGUAAGUGUUUUAAGUGAGUCCUAAUUUAUGAUCAGUUAUUAUAAGUAUAUAGUUUUAAGGUUUAUAGUGACAUUGAUUAGGUGCUCGCAUUACGUAGAACAAGAAUCAUGGUCUUCCAAUAGUUUAUAGAGGACGGCGGGCAGAUAUUAUAAGAUACAUGACAAGCCCGUCCUCCUAGAAUUCCUAGCGAUCUACAAAUUGUGUAAAUAUUUAUGAUAUAAUGUAAAUAAGAAUUUAUAGCUCUGUACGCAUGUGGUGCCAUAAGUAACACUACUAUAAAGUAUUUUAUAAAGCAAUACAUUUAAAUGUAUAAAAUAUUACUUAUAUAAAUAUUCAUAUCUUAUUUUUGUACCCAGGCGCCAACAGCCUAGUACAUUUUGAAUCGUUAAUGAGCGUGGGGAAUGUUUGAUAAUAUAGAGAAGUCGCAGCGCAAGUAUAAAACAUAAUUUGAACUUAUUCUAAGAUAUAUUUUAUGUUCCUAAAGCUGCGGCGUUCAGUUUUUGGUUGUGGCAUAUAAUGUCUUAUUAAGGAUAGACAUUCGAAAAUUUUUCAUUGAAAAUAUACGUUUAAUUAAAUAUUGUGUAAAUCUUUGUGGGAAAAAUAUACGCAUUACAAGUUAGUCUUAGUUAAUGCUUACUUUUGGCUUUUGGACUGGCUUUCUUUAAAUAGUAUAGUAAGAAAUAAGUGUCGUUUUUAAAUUACGAAGUAUAAAAUUAAGGUAAAAAAUUAAUAGUUCUCCUGUGAUGUAAGAAUCAAGGGGCUUUUUUGCGCCGAAUAGCAGUGAUUUUUAUUAUUGUAUAAAUUAAAACAUCAUAUGAGACAAAAAACUUUUUCAAGAAAUAAUCUACGAGACAGUAGUAUCAAAAUGAGCACAUUGUGAAUGAUUUGUGAUUAUUAUUACAUUAGAUUGCCGUUUCAUUAAAUGCUAGUUACUAUGUUGAGAUGUAAAUAUGAGAGAAAACACAAUAAAAUUAUUAAAAAUCGGAA
Molecule: messenger RNA, 3670 nt
Organism: Amyelois transitella
Lineage: Eukaryota; Metazoa; Arthropoda; Insecta; Lepidoptera; Pyralidae
Product: G1/S-specific cyclin-D3
Exons: 5
Coding region: 280-1194 (304 amino acids)
Biological process (GO): regulation of cyclin-dependent protein serine/threonine kinase activity; positive regulation of G1/S transition of mitotic cell cycle; mitotic cell cycle phase transition
Cellular component (GO): nucleus; cyclin-dependent protein kinase holoenzyme complex; cytoplasm
Molecular function (GO): cyclin-dependent protein serine/threonine kinase regulator activity
Source: RefSeq, a predicted model, not a curated record